CUCGUUUGGUGUUUCUCCAGAAGUUUCCCCCUUGGGCGGCGGCGGAGCUGGGAGCCGCGGUGGCAGUGUCUCAGGCUGCUGCAACAGUAAUUUAGGGAUGGCGGCUGCUGCAGCAGGACCUGCAACAGCCCAGCGGUUUUCCCAGAGCUUCUCAGAUGGUCUGAUCGACGAGGACCCCCAGGCGGCGUUAGAGGAGCUGACUAAGGCUUUGGAACAGAAACCAGAUGAUGCACAGUAUUAUUGUCAGAGAGCUUACUGUCACAUUCUCCUUGGAAAUUACUGUGAUGGUGUUUCUGAUGCAAAAACUUCUCUAAAACUCAACCCCAGUAAUACCACUGCUAUGCUGAGGAAGGGGAUGUGUGAAUACUAUGAAAAAAACUAUGCUGCUGCUCUAGAAACUUUUACAGAAGGACAAAAAUUAGAUAUUUUUUUCUUUGCAGGUGCAGAUGCUAAUUUUAUUGUCUGGAUUAAAAGAUGUCAAGAAGCACACAAUGGAUCAGAAUCUGAGGUGAGGACUCGGUCAAAAAUCAAGUAUGACUGGUAUCAAACAGAAUCUCAAGUAAUUGUAACACUUAUGAUUAAGAAUGUUCAGAAGAAUGAUGUAAAUGUGGAAUUUUCAGAAAAAGAGCUGUCUGCUUGGGUGAAACUUCCUUCUGGAGAGGAUUACAAUUUGAAACUGAGAUUGCUUCAUCCUAUAAUACCAGAACAGAGCACAUUUAAAGUACUUUCAACAAAGAUUGAAAUUAAAAUGAAAAAGACAGAGGCUGUGAGAUGGGAAAAGCUAGAGGGGCAAGGAGAUAUGCCUACAUCCAAACAGUUCAUAGCAGAUGUAAAGAACCUAUAUCCAUCAUCAUCUCAUUAUACAAGAAACUGGGAUAAAUUGGUUGGUGAGAUCAAAGAAGAAGAAAAGAAUGAGAAGUUGGAGGGAGAUGCAGCUUUAAACAAGUUGUUUCAGCAGAUCUAUUCAGAUGGCUCUGAUGAAGUCAAACGUGCCAUGAACAAAUCAUUCAUGGAAUCUGGUGGUACAGUUUUGAGUACCAACUGGUCUGAUGUAGGUAAAAGGAAAGUUGAAAUCAAUCCUCCUGACGAUAUGGAAUGGAAAAAAUACUAAAUAAAUUAAUUUACUAUCACUGUAUUGCAUAUAUUCACCUAAUACCCUUUGUGUAUUGAUAUUACAUUCUUGAAUUUUGAACACAGUAUCUUUUUGAAAGAUGAUUGAUACCUUUUUACCUGUUUGUGCUGUAGAAAUUAUUUUCCUUCAGUUGUUUAGAGAGUCUAAUGAAGAAUGAAGAUCACAUUUUUAUCACUUCUGUCCUGAAGGAUUUCAGAUGUGCUGAAAUUGAAUGAAAUAUCAUUUGCUACUAAAUAGAUGAGUUCUAUCUAGUUUUGGGAGUGGAAAAAUCUUUAAUGGCAUAUCUUGGGUUAUUGCCUUAUUUUUGAUGCAGUAUUCUAUUAAUAAUUUAUUAGACCUGGCAGCUUGGGUUGAACAUAAAUUUUUCAACUUUAGUGUUACAUUGUGUUUGCUUUUAAAAACUGCUUUUGAGUGGAGUUGUAAAUACAAUUUUUCUAUGAA
Chinchilla lanigera (long-tailed chinchilla) is the source of this 1573-nucleotide messenger RNA. RefSeq names its product SGT1, suppressor of G2 allele of SKP1 (S. cerevisiae) (gene Sugt1). Gene Ontology annotation, biological process: protein stabilization. Gene Ontology annotation, molecular function: protein-folding chaperone binding. The transcript is spliced from 13 exons. The record is from RefSeq and is a predicted model, not a curated record. Bases 98 to 1111 code for a protein of 337 amino acids. NCBI's taxonomy places the organism in Eukaryota, Metazoa, Chordata, Mammalia, Rodentia, Chinchillidae.